This is a messenger RNA of Chanos chanos (milkfish), 2736 nucleotides long. It is a transcript of the gene fxr2, whose product is annotated as FMR1 autosomal homolog 2. Gene Ontology annotation, biological process: mRNA transport; positive regulation of translation; regulation of translation at presynapse, modulating synaptic transmission. The coding region runs from base 580 to 2613 and encodes 677 amino acids. Gene Ontology annotation, molecular function: mRNA 3'-UTR binding; translation regulator activity. The transcript has 17 exons. Lineage: Eukaryota; Metazoa; Chordata; Actinopteri; Gonorynchiformes; Chanidae. Gene Ontology annotation, cellular component: nucleus; cytoplasmic stress granule; neuron projection. The record is from RefSeq and is a predicted model, not a curated record.
UAGCAUAGCAAGCAACGGAUUUUGGGAGGAGACUUUAAUAGAAAAUCAGAAAAUUGCGUCGUAAGAGACGGUUCUCUGUGACUGCACAGUAUCAUUACUCCCGAUUUAUGCAGUAAUUCGCCUUGCUGCAUCAUUUAGCAUCCCGGCAACUGAGGGACGAGGUGUUGGUGAGGAGCUAAUUAGCGAUUGAUGUUAGCAGUUUGCUAACAUCCCAUUUAACACCAUCCUCAUCAGCUAACAAAUCCUCUGCGAGAAUCAAGUAGACCAGCGAGACACCUACCGCAAAACAACGCAAAAGCUCUCGCUUAGCCUGCAAGCUAUCCCUAAAUAGUUGGUUUGGGUGGCUUUUAUUAAGUCAACUUGACCGCAAAGGAAGGGUGUCAGUGCUAAACCACUGAUUACAAUACCUUACUCCCUCAAACCUCAUCUCCUCUACUCCCUGUUUCUCUACCCGAAACACUGGAAAUCCACAAGCGGCCGGAAAACGGCGAAGGGCCAGGGAAGCUGGGGGUGAUACCGGACUCGCACAUUAUCGGAGCCCCGGCAGAGAGGCACAGUCGUGGGGACGUAACGGCGACCAUGGACGGGCUGGCGGUGGAGGUGCGCGGUUCCAACGGGGCCUUCUAUAAGGGAUUUAUCAAGGAUGUACAUGAAGACUCCCUCACAAUAGUGUUCGAAAACAACUGGCAGCCAGAGAGACAGCUGCCUUUCAGUGACGUGCGACUCCCGCCCCCAGCAGACUAUCACAAGGACAUCGGCGAGGGAGACGAGGUGGAGGUGUAUUCCCGAGCCAACGAGCAAGAACCCUGCGGCUGGUGGUUAGCGAGAGUGAGGAUGAUGAAGGGCGAGUUCUACGUGAUCGAAUAUGCAGCGUGCGACGCCACGUACAACGAGAUCGUCACGUCAGAACGAAUUCGACCAGUGAACCCCAACAGUCCCUCCUCCCGAAAUUCGUUCUACAAAAUCCCUAUCCCAGUGCCAGAAGAUCUCCGAGACAUCUGCUUGAACGACAACUUACACAAAGACUUCAGAAAAGCAAUCGGAGCCAACUGUAUCUUCUACAACACUUCUUCACACGAACUUAUAGUGCUGUCCACGAACGAGUCCACAGUAAAACGCGCCACCCUGCUCAGCGACAUGCAUUUCCGCAGUAUCCGCACCAAACUAAUGCUCAUGACCCGAAACGAAGAGGCAACCAAACAUCUAGAGACGAGUAAGCAGCUGGCGUCGGCCUAUCAGGAGGAAGUGAAGGUGAGAGAGGAUCUGAUGGGCUUGGCCAUCGGUUCCCAUGGCGCCAACAUCCAACAGGCCAGAAAAGUCCCCGGUGUCACCGCCAUCGAACUCGAAGAAGAGAGCUGCACUUUCAGAAUCUACGGAGAGACCCCAGAAGCAGUGAAACAGGCCAGAGUGUAUCUGGAGUUCAAAGAGGACUCUUUCCAGGUGCCCAGAAACCUUGUCGGCAAAGUUAUUGGCAAAAGCGGUAAAAUCAUCCAGGAGAUCGUGGACAAAUCGGGAGUGGUGAGGGUUCGAAUCGAGGGCGACAACGACAAGAAGAUUCCACGGGAGGAGGUAGGCAGUCAGACAACCAACAGAGACAAGGCUGUCUGCAGCCAAGAGGGUAUGGUUCCUUUCAUCUUUGUUGGUACCAAGGAGAACAUCAGCAAUGCCCAGGCCCUGCUCGAGUAUCAUGUGGCCUACCUGCAAGAGGUGGAGCAGCUGCGGAUGGAGAGACUACAGAUCGACGAGCAACUCCGUCAGAUCGGCCUGGGCUAUCGCGCCCCCCCAAGCAGGACGGGCACCGGGGGUCCCAGCGACCGGGAACGAGGCUACCUGACAGACGAAAGCAGCAACUCCCUCCACACCUCCCGCACCUACGGCGGCAGGGGCCGCGGCGGUCGCAGAGCCUCCAACAGUCAAUACUCCGGCUAUGGAACAAACUCGGAGAUGUCCAACGCCUCAGAGACGGAGGAGAUGGUGGAGAGAGAACCCCGCCCCAGGGGCGUGGGUGGAGACGAGAGGGGAUCUCGACGUGGAGGCCGGGGACGUGGCUCCAGCGCAGGCAGGGGCCGCGGAGGCCCCGGGCCUCGCCCCUCAAACACCAUCAGCUCAGUACUGAGGGAUCCCGACAGUAACCCCUACUCUCUGCUGGAGGGAGAGGGCGAGAUCGGAGGUGACACAGACGCCAGUGAGUCCGUGGGCGGGAACGACCGCCGAAGACGUUCACGCCGUCGCCGUAACGACCAGGAACCCAGCGUGAUGGACGCCGCCGCCAACGAAUCGGACAGCCAGGCAGCCGCCAGCGAGAAUGGAUUGGAGGAAGAGAGCAGGCCCCAGCGCCGCAACCGAAGCCGCCGCCGCCGCAACCGUGGCAACCGUCCUGAGGGAGGGUCCGCCAGCCGCGACCGACAGCCAGUGACCGUGGCAGACUUCAUCUCCCGGCCAGAGUCUCAGAGCCGACAGAACCUUCCGGUGAAGAAAGAAGACACACAGCAAGCCUCCCAUCCUAAGGAGAAUGGCAUCAAGAAGGAAGACCGCGCCUCCUCCAAGCGUUCCCCCAGCAACGGCAUGGCCGCGCCCGGGGAGGCGGUGACUCUCGUGAAUGGCGUGUCAUAAAAGCCGCCGCCUCGAGACGCACGUCUAGAGCAAAGACAUCACGGCGAAUUCUGUCCCUGCUUGCAUUUACAUAAACCUUUAAAAACAGAUGAGCGAAAUACGACUAAAAAUACCCGAAUUCAU